Panicum virgatum (switchgrass) is the source of this 1600-nucleotide messenger RNA. Its product is annotated as zinc finger BED domain-containing protein RICESLEEPER 2-like. Bases 68 to 1600 code for a protein of 510 amino acids. Lineage: Eukaryota; Viridiplantae; Streptophyta; Magnoliopsida; Poales; Poaceae. The record is from RefSeq and is a predicted model, not a curated record. The transcript is spliced from 4 exons. Gene Ontology annotation, molecular function: DNA binding.
UCAAGGCGUCUUUGACUGAUCUCUUGAGCUCACUAUCUGGUUAGCUACCUUGGCACAUACGGAUUUGAUGGAAACGAUGUCAACUUCUCAUCCGACUGAGGCCUCAGACACCAAUACAAGCAUCAAUGAUGACCAUUCAUCAGGAACACCAAAUAGGAGGUCUAAAGUUUGGGAACACUUUGAGCCAGAGUUGGUCGAGGUGGAUGGUGCUCUGAAGGCUGUUUGCAGAUACUGCGGCAUGAAGAUGGCUAGCGGAAAAUCAGAGGUUGCAUUUAAUAAAUUUGAGGACCCAAGUUUUUCACCAUGGAUGGCAUCCUUGCAGCCCACAUUUGAUUGCAUUGGGCGCCAAACAAUCCGCAAUGAUUGUGUUCGUAUGUAUGGGAGAGUGAAGCAAACAUUAGCAAGUGAACUGCAAGGUCUUGAUUCUCGCAUAUGCUUCACUUCUGAUCUGUGGACAUCUAACCAAAACCUGGGAUAUAUUUGUCUAACAGCCCAUUAUGUGGAUGCUAACUUUGCCUUGAAUAAAAAGAUAAUUUCUUUCAAAGCAUUGAAGUAUCCACAUAGUGGUCUAGCCAUUGAGGAGGCAAUCACAAGAUGUAUGACAGAGUAUGGAAUAAAAGAAAAGAUGUUCACUAUCACCCUUGACAAUGCAUCAAACAACAACACAGCUUGUCACCUUUUGCAAGAAAGUGCCAAAUCAGACUUGCUGUUUCGUGGUCAACAUCUUCGAGUUAGAUGCUGCGCUCAUAUUCUGAAUCUUCUUGUCCAAGAUGGUAUGACUAUUGCUGAUGCAAUACUUGAGAUGAUCCGGGAUCUGAUUAGGCACAUUAAUUCCUCACCGAGAAGAAUCCAAAGUUUCAACGAGAUAGCUGAAAGAGAGAGUCUUUCUCCAAAGGCUGGUUUGGUUCUUGAUAUUCCGAACCGUUGGAACUCAACUUUUGAUAUGAUUGUUGAGGCUGUGAAGUACAGGAGCGUGCUGAAGAGGUAUGCUGCAUCAAAUCAAGAACCUUUUUCAUCAAAUGAUGACUGGAUAAAAGUUGAGGCCAUAGGUGAUUUUCUUGAGGCUUUCGAAGAAGCUACAAGGGCGUUCUCAGCUGAUAGAUAUCCUACAACACACACUUUUUUGGAUAAUGUUCUUUGCAUUCAUGAAGCUUUAAAAAUUUCAGAAAUGCAAGCUAAUGAAGCCAUUCAAAAUUUGGGUAGAGCAAUGGAAAGCAAAUUCAGCAAGUAUUGGGAUGGGAACUAUAAUAUGACCCUUGUUAUUGCAACGGCACUUGAUCCAAGAAAGAAGAUGGACUUCUUGGAAUUCUUUUAUCAGAGGGUGUGCAACUACUUUGUUGAUAUUGAGACAAGCAUGACUUCAGCUAGAGAAUGGAUGACUAAGUAUUUAAGGAAAUAUGAAGAGAUUGUUAAGACAAAUGGUGUAGAUCCAGUGUAUACUACUGUAUCUAGAGGCAUUAUGGGUUCACCUGUGUUAGCUAAAAGAAGGAUGCACCAAGAGUUUGCCCACUUUAGAAAUCAAAAGAGAGCUAGCAAUACUCAAAAAUCAGAACUUGAUGCAUAUCUGGAAGAUGAACAUAAACUAGAGUUAGGUGCAUGA